Nyctereutes procyonoides (raccoon dog) is the source of this 1337-nucleotide messenger RNA. RefSeq names its product otoraplin (gene OTOR). The transcript is spliced from 4 exons. Gene Ontology annotation, molecular function: protein binding. The coding region runs from base 28 to 417 and encodes 129 amino acids. NCBI's taxonomy places the organism in Eukaryota, Metazoa, Chordata, Mammalia, Carnivora, Canidae. The record is from RefSeq and is a predicted model, not a curated record. Gene Ontology annotation, biological process: cartilage condensation.
GACAGCAAAAACAGCAAAAAAAGGAAGAUGGCCAGACUAUUAUUACUUUUCCUCCCAGGUCUUGUGGCCAUAUGUGCCGUGCGUGGAAUAUUUAUGGACAGACUUGCUUCCAAGAAGCUCUGUGCAGAUGAUGAGUGCGUGUAUACUAUUUCUCUGGUCAGAGCUCAAGAAGAUUACAAUGCCCCAGACUGUAGGUUCAUUAAUGUGAAAAAAGGACAGCAGAUUUACGUUUACUCGAAGCUGGUAAAAGAAAAUGGAGCUGGAGAAUUUUGGGCUGGCAGUGUUUAUGGAGAUGACCACGAGGAUGAGAUGGGAGCCGUGGGCUAUUUCCCCAGCAGCUUGGUGGAGGAGCAACACGUGUACCAAGAAGCCACCAAGGAAGUCCCCACCACGGACAUUGACUUCUUCUGUGAGUAAGAAAUUAGACAAACCUACAAAUAGAAAGGAAAAACUAAAAAGAAAAAAAAAAAAAGUCCCUAAUUCCUGACUUUUGUUUCAAGGCUGUGUUACCUUACAGGCCGGCGGGGCCUUCAGCAUCAGAGGUAGCAGAUGGCAGAGGGGGUUCCACUCAGUUUUCUGCUGGCCUGGUCUUCCCACCACCUGGGCAGGGUGAGGUUCAACUCAAGUGGGAGAACUGAAAGCAGAAAUUAUGUUUCAGCCUAGAGAAUCUUCUCUUCCACAGGGCUGCAUACAGAUGAUAGUACAUUUGUAUGACUUCUAAAUCGUUCUCGCCAGCUCUUUGGCUCCUUAUACAAACUUGGUAGGUCACAGGUCUUCCCUUUGGAAGUGCUGUUUUGUAAUUAUUUGUCUCACUGGCCAUUUGGAGUGUUAUAAUGUACCCAAAGGGGCUAAAUCCUCAAGGAGUACUCUAGGAUUGUUGUUACUUUUAAUAUUUGAUGCCUUUGGGUUGUGAAACUAGUGGCAGUAGAGGAGCUGUUUGGACUCAUAGAUAUUUAGACUAUGCCUUUUGUUUUUAAAAAUAAAUCACAAGUUAUUUCAAUUGAAAUUUAUCUUCUAAUGACCAAUUUACCUCUCCCCAAAUUUUAAAUAUGUGUGUAUGUAAUAAGGAUGGAGCAGCUUAUGAAAUAUUUGUAAUGGAAUAGUUUCCCCUUUCAUAUGUGCUGUUACUGCAAACAUUCGAGCUUCAAGUUCAAAGACUAGGUGUGGGGGGUGGCACAGAAAGUCUGUGGGUUGUUUCUCUACUUCUCUUUCAACUUUGAAUAUCCUCUUCCUGUGCAAAUUCCCCCAGUCAAGGAUAAUGUGUGAAGCAAUCUGGUAAGGGGAUUGGUGGUCCCAAUGGAUGUAUAAAUUUUUCUACAUUUAAUUGGAUAUUUGCU